GGGAAGAGGUAGAAGAAGCAAGACCAGCGAAAGUAACGUGAGUUCCCGCGAAGGGCCGCAAAACGGAGUCCCGUGUGGACACUGUGUUUACACUGGCCGCACCUCAACUCUAUGGCCCUCGGUGACUAGAAGUGCCCAACUUCGGGUUUUCAUUAGACGACAGCGCGUGAAAUGACCCGGAAGCGGAAGCCGAAGAACCUUCUAGCGGCUUAAGGUAUCGGCGGGAGCUGCUGGUUGGCGGGAGGAGCCGUUACCCGAACCAGAGUUGCCGGUUAAGACUGAUCAAGAUGACAACAUCCCAAAAGCACCGAGACUUCGUGGCAGAGCCCAUGGGGGAAAAGCCAGUGGGGAGUCUGGCUGGGAUUGGUGAAGUCCUGGGCAAGAAGCUGGAGGAAAGGGGCUUUGACAAGGCUUAUGUGGUCCUUGGCCAGUUUCUGGUGCUAAAGAAAGAUGAAGACCUCUUCCGAGAAUGGCUGAAAGACACAUGUGGCGCCAAUGCCAAGCAGUCCCGUGACUGCUUUGGGUGCCUUCGAGAAUGGUGUGACGCCUUCUUGUGAUGUUCUCUAGAGAGUCCUCAGUUCCUCAGCCCCAGCAUCAGAGUUUGCAACGAGUCGGGGCUCCUUCCUAUUCUCUACAAUGGACAAGAUUGCUUUUGUCACUCACCUCUGAUGUACUCCAGGGUUUUGGGAGUUCUCUUUCCACACCAUUUCAACUUUUUUGGAAUUCUCACCCUUGCAUGCGUGGUCCUUUUUCCUUUAAAGUCCCAUGGUGACAGUUACCAGCUUUCCUGAGUGGACUCCCCCUUACCCCUCCCUUCACCUCUGAUCUUCUGGGUGCCAUUUGGCUCCUUUUUUUUUUUUUUUUUUUUUUGGCAGAACAGUCACUGUCCUUGUAAAAUUUUUUAGAUCAAUAAAGUCAGUGGCCUUCAUGA
This is a messenger RNA of Jaculus jaculus (lesser Egyptian jerboa), 931 nucleotides long. It is a transcript of the gene Banf1, whose product is annotated as BAF nuclear assembly factor 1. The coding region runs from base 288 to 557 and encodes 89 amino acids. The transcript is spliced from 3 exons. The record is from RefSeq and is a predicted model, not a curated record. NCBI's taxonomy places the organism in Eukaryota, Metazoa, Chordata, Mammalia, Rodentia, Dipodidae. Gene Ontology annotation, molecular function: DNA binding.